CCCACGGCCCGCCUAGCUACUACCUAGCUAGCUAGCUAGCUAGCCAGCCAGCCAUAAAUUACAAUGAUACUCCGUAGUAGCAGCAGCAGCAGCAGCAGCAGUAUUUAAUAGGUGGGGGCAGGCAGGCAGGCAAUGCAAGGCAAGGCAAUCUUAUCUUGGGCGUCUACAAAAGGUGGAUGGGAAUCCCCAUAUCCAUCAAUCACUUCAUCUUUUUGCUUGCGUGCUUGCCUGGAACUUGGUUAGGCCGUUAGUUAGUUAGUUAUACAGACAUAUACAUACAUAUAUAUAUAUACAUAUCUCAUACCCAAGAGGAGGAGGAGGAAGAAGACGACCUUAUAGUACAUUAUAGUAUUAAUUACUGAAAUGGCACAGUCGUCAUCAGCAUCAGCAUCAUCUUCGUCCUUGUCGCUCUUGGCCUGCGGCGGCAGGAGUCGAUCUAAUUAUUACAACACGCUCACGCUCACAUCAAUGCCUCGUCGUCGUCACCUGAAUCUCAAUCUGAACCUGAACCUGAAGCUGAUGGAGGGGUUUGGUCAUCGUCGUCCUCAACCAAAGCUUUACCCUCUUUCGGACCAGCAGCGGUUGUCUGCAGUGGUCACCCAUGUUCAAUUAUCGCCCACUCCCACUCCCACUCCCACUCCCACCCACACUCCCACUAACAUCAUCGUCCCUCUCCAGAAACAAAACCCUGACAGGUGGGUGCACGAAAUAGAGCUUGUUGUGAGGGACUACGAGUUGGAUCAGUUUGGAGUGGUCAACAAUGCUGUUUAUGCCAAUUAUUGCCAGCAUGCGCGCCAUGAGCUGUUGCAUACGUGUACAAGCUCCAACGCCGAUGAAAUUGCCCGUUCUGGCUUCUCACUGGUUACAUCCGAGAUGUCAAUUAAGUUCAUUGCGCCUUUGAAGAGUGGGGAUCGAUUUGUGGUGAAGACAAAGAUUCCUGGAUGGUCCAAAACUCGCUUGUUCAUGGAGCAAGCCAUCUUCAGACUUCCCAAAUUUGAGUUGGUGGUGGCCGCAAAAGCUACGACGGUAUGGAUAGACAAGAAGAAUCGGCCGAUGCGGAUUCCUGAGUUGACCAGAGCGGAAAUCAGUCAGCUCUAUUACGACAGAUCAUCUGAUCACGUCUCUCAGCGAGGACUCUCCACCAAUUCCAUCCAUCCAACUCAACUCAAUUAAUUAAUUCAACGACUACUCCUCCCUCCACAUCUCUUCUAUUGAAGAAGAUUAAAUAUACCUAUUACUUAUAACAUGAUCGCAUAUAUAUAUAUCCCAAUUCCAUGAUUGCUGCUGCUGCUGCUGCUGCUGCUGCACUGGUUUUCAAUUAAUAUUUAAUUUGUAAGAACUAUAUAUAUGUAUAAGAUAAUUAAUUAAGCGAGUGCGGGUGCCAUGUCAAUUUCAUCUCUUAUAUGCUUAGACUAAAAUA
Molecule: messenger RNA, 1420 nt
Organism: Andrographis paniculata
Lineage: Eukaryota; Viridiplantae; Streptophyta; Magnoliopsida; Lamiales; Acanthaceae
Product: acyl-acyl carrier protein thioesterase ATL4, chloroplastic-like
Exons: 5
Coding region: 364-1173 (269 amino acids)
Cellular component (GO): chloroplast
Molecular function (GO): fatty acyl-[ACP] hydrolase activity
Source: RefSeq, a predicted model, not a curated record